Molecule: messenger RNA, 3491 nt
Organism: Arvicanthis niloticus (Nile rat)
Lineage: Eukaryota; Metazoa; Chordata; Mammalia; Rodentia; Muridae
Source: RefSeq, a predicted model, not a curated record
GGGUGCCUGCGGCUGGCUGAAGGCUGACGUGUCUGCCGUUUCCCGGGGUCGGUGGGGUGAGAGAAGCGGCGAUGGCGGACGCCUGGGAGGAGAUCCGGCGGCUGGCGGCUGACUUCCAGCGAGCGCAGUUUGCGGAGUCCACGCAAAGGUUGUCAGAGCGGAACUGCAUUGAGAUUGUGAAUAAAUUGAUCUCUCAGAAACAGCUGGAAGUAGUCCAUACACUUGAUGGCAAGGAAUAUAUCACUCCAGCCCAAAUCAGUAAAGAAAUGAGAGAUGAGCUUCAUGUCCGAGGCGGUCGAGUAAAUAUUGUCGACUUACAACAGGCUAUCAAUGUGGACCUGACUCAUAUUGAAAAUAGAGUCAGUGACAUUAUUAAGUCAGAGAAGCAUGUGCAAAUAGUACUGGGACAACUGAUAGAUGAGAACUAUCUGGAUCGGUUAUCAGAAGAGGUGAAUGAUAAAUUGCAAGAAAGUGGUCAAGUAACUAUCUCAGAACUAUGUAAAACCUAUGACCUUCCUGGGGAUUUUCUGACACAGGCGUUAACUCAGCGACUUGGUCGGAUCAUCAAUGGCCAUCUUGAUCUUGAUAACAAAGGAGUGAUUUUCACUGAGGCUUUUGUGGCUCGCCAUAAAGCUCGCAUCCGUGGACUCUUCAGUGCUAUUACCCGGCCUACAGCAGUAAACUCUUUGGUUUCAAAAUAUGGAUUUCAGGAACAGCUCCUUUACUCUGUGCUUGAGGAACUCGUGGGCACCGGCCGCUUACGAGGCACCGUGGUUGGUGGGCGACAGGAUAAAGCAGUGUUUGUCCCUGACAUCUAUUCCAGGACCCAGAGUACUUGGGUGGAUUCCUUUUUCAGGCAGAAUGGCUAUCUAGAAUUUGAUGCUUUAUCCAGACUUGGAAUCCCAGAUGCUGUGAACUAUAUAAAGAAAAGGUAUAAGAAUACACCACUCUUGUUUUUGAAGGCGACUUGUGUUGGCCAAGGACUCGUGGACCAAGUGGAAGCAUCAGUAGAGGAAGCCAUCAGCUCAGGGACAUGGGUUGACAUUUUGCCUCUGCUACCCAGUUCCUUGUCAGUUGAAGAUGCUGCUAUGCUGCUUCAGCAGGUGAUGAGACCAUUCGGCAAGCACGCUUCAGCUACAGUCUUUAGUGACACAGUUGUGGUCAGUGAAAAGUUCAUAAAUUACUGCACAGAACUGUUCAGUGAACAGAUGCACCAAAAAGCUGAAAAGGAAAUGAAAAAUAAUCCUGUGCAUUUAAUCACUGAAGAAGAGCUGAAACAAAUUUCCAUUUUAGAAAGUGUUAAUACAAAUAAAAAGGAUAAAAAGGAUGAGCGCAGGAAGAAAGCAACAGAGGGCUCUGGAAGUGUAAGAGGAGGAGGAGGGGGCAAUGCCAGAGAAUACAAGAUUAAGAAAGUCAAGAAGAAGGGAAGAAAAGACGAGGACAGUGAUGAGGAGUCUCAGUCGUCGCAUGCUGGAAAGAAGAAGCCGGACAUCACCUUCAUGUUCCAGGAUGAAAUUGAAGAUUGCUUAAGGAGACACAUUCAAGAUGCCCCUGAGGAGUUUAUUUCAGAACUUGCAGAGUACUUAAUAAGGCCUCUUAAUAAAAUGUAUCUUGAGGUAGUACGUUCAGUCUUCAUGUCUUCAACGUCUGCUUCUGGAACUGGCAGAAAACGUACAAUCAAAGACUUACAAGAAGAGGUUUCAAACCUAUACAAUAAUAUCAGAUUAUUUGAAAAGGGGAUGAAAUAUUUUGCAGACGACACACAGACUGCUCUUACCAAGCACUUGCUGAAGACAGUGUGUACCGAUAUCACUAACCUCAUGUUCAACUUCCUAGCCUCAGAUCUAAUGAUGGCGGUGGAGGACCCUGCAGCCAUCACGAGUGAUAUAAGAAAAAAAAUUUUAAGUAAAUUGACAGAAGAAACCAAAGUAGCUCUCACAAAACUCCACAACUCUCUGAAUGAAAAAAGCAUAGAAGACUUCCUGUCUUGUCUGGAUUCUGCAACAGAAGCCUGUGACAUUAUGGUGAAAAAGGGAGACAAGAAAAGGGAAAGGCAAAUCCUAUUCCAGCAUCGACAGGCUCUGUCUGACCAGCUGAAGGUUACAGAAGACCCUGCUCUGAUUUUACACCUCACAUCAGUCCUGUUAUUUCAGUUCUCAACCCACAGCAUGCUCCAUGCACCUGGAAGAUGUGUCCCACAGAUCAUCGCUUUUCUUCACCACAAAAUCCCAGAGGAUCAACAUACUCUCUUGGUAAAAUAUCAAGGAUUGGUUGUGAAGCAGUUAGUCAGUCAAAAUAAGAAGAGUGGGCAGGGAGAGGAUCCGUCAAGCGAUGAAUUAGAUAAGGAACAACAUGAUGUCACCAAUACUACUCGGAAAGAGCUUCAGGAUCUGUCGUUAUCCAUUAAGGACCUUGUUCUCAAGUCCAGGAAGUCAUCUGUGACAGAGGAGUAAUGCCCCUGAUUUUCUUUUGUUACAUAGUAUCUUCCCCAAAGUAGAUGAGUGAUCACAGAAUUAGUCACUCAGCAAACCCAACUCUCCCCUGUAAACCCUCCCCACAAAAUUCAAACGAAACAGUGGUAUUGUGAUAGGUGCAAAUCUUAUGGGAAGCUUUACUGCUAAGUUCUCCAUGAAACAUUUUCUUUUCACGUAAUCCUAUGUGUAAUUUUUAUAUAAUAAAAGUUCUUCAAAGAGUUCUGAAUCUAGAACAUAUUAUAUGCUUUAAUGUUCUUCCAGAUGUUAAAAUGAAGAAUAAAAUAGAAAAUCUUUUAUCUCUAGAAAAGUACUUGUUUGCUAUUUAAUUUAUAUGGUAUAUUUUUUACAAGGAAAAAUAUUUAUAUGUCUGAAAUAAAAAUGAAUCCGUUUCACUUUUAAAUUUAUAGAGAAUGCUGCAGAACUAGAGACUGUCAAAAAUAUUUUGUCUCACUAAGCUCCGGAUCUUGCUUUUGACAGAUAGAAGGGCCCUGCAUGAAUGUCUCCAAAGGCCUCAGAAGUGGUUUAACAAAUGAGAACACUGACCAAGCAUGCACUGCUGUGUUCCUAUAAAGCAAGCUGCAGGGCACAGCGAGGGAGAGCAUGAGGUAGCCUGCAAGACCGUGCAAAGCACGUGUGUAUUUGAGUGGCUGAAAGAACAGAGAUGUUUCUGUCAUUAGCCCAGUUUAGAGAUCUAAGGUUUGGUUGUUUGAUUUCGGUGACUGCUCUUUGUUGGAACCUGUAUAACAGCUAGCUAGGCUGUUCUAAUGAACACAGAAUCUGUGUGUGUUUAAACCGUGCAGAAAUUUUAUUCCAAAAGUAGACAUGUUUAAAAGUUGAAUUUUUGUUUUCUGUGAUUAUUAGGUAAGUUGUACUAAAACAGUUCCUUGGAAAAAUAAUUUAAACCAAGUUGUAAGCAACAUCCUAUUGUCAAUGUUUAAGGAAUGCUAUUUUACAUAAUGUCAACAGAAUGUUUAUAUUUAAAAUGUUUAAAUACACAAGACUACCUCUUUUCUGAAA